AUGGGAACAUGGAAGCCUAAGAAAAAAAAUCUUUGCAAUAAUUGCUUUAUGAGACGUAUGAGAGAGAGGAAUGAGAGGAUUCCUGAUCCCAGCGAACGCUUUAGCUAUGUUGUUGUUAAAGGCCCGCCUCUCUAUAUCAAAAAAGGUAGAAAGGAGCCACAUAGAGUUGGUGAUUUUAUGGAGUAUGCGGACAUCGCAAAAGAGCAAAACAUGGAAAUAGAUAUCAAUUAUUAUUUAGGCACUACGAUUAAAGAUUCGGAUAUAAGAGAAAAGCAGAUCGAUGAAUAUUCCCAGAAAAAGGCAAAAAACUGGCUUAUAAAAUAUAUCAAGAGCCUUCAAUAA
This is a messenger RNA of Funneliformis geosporum, 342 nucleotides long. The record is from the annotation of a GenBank genome assembly. Lineage: Eukaryota; Fungi; Glomeromycota; Glomeromycetes; Glomerales; Glomeraceae.